UAUGUAUGUAUGUAUGUAUGGUAUGCUCCAAAACUUGUAUGAAUUUCCGAAACGUGCUCACCGAUUAAAUUUAAAGGGCAUCAUUGGUCUUGUCUUUGUGUUAUGCUUUACUUGGAAACUAAGUUCCUUGCUUUCUUCAUAGUAUUUUAACAUAUUUAUUCUCUUUCCCAAUUCCAGAAGACAAGCUCAAGCUGUACAUAUAUAGUAGCGUUGUCUAUAUCUCCACUCUACAAAGAGUAAAUAAGAGAAAAUGAAAAUGAGUAGGUUAUACUGUUUUGUGCUCGUAACUUUAGGCCUUUCAGCUUUUGUACAACAAACUCAAGCUCAACUCCAACUGGGAUUUUAUUCCCAAAGCUGUCCCCAAGCUGAGAAAAUUGUCAAAGAUUUUGUACACCAGCACAUUCCUAAUGCUCCUUCUCUGUCUGCAGCCCUCAUAAGAAUGCACUUCCAUGAUUGCUUCGUCCGGGGUUGUGAUGCUUCUGUUCUUCUGAACUCAACGUCCCCAAAUUCAGGAGAAAAAGAUGCCGUCCCUAAUCAAACUCUCAGAGGUUUUGGUUUCAUUGACAGCAUAAAGAGCCUUCUAGAGGCAGCAUGCCCUGGAGUAGUUUCUUGUGCUGAUAUUAUUGCUUUGGCUGCAAGAGACGCCAUUGUAGAAAUAGGAGGCCCAUCAUGGAGUGUCCCAACCGGUAGAAGGGAUGGGAGUGUCUCAAACAGAACAGAGGCCAAUAACGAUAUCCCAGCUCCCACUGCUAACUUUACCACACUCCAGACACUUUUCUCCAAUCAGGGUCUUGAUCUGCAAGACUUGGUCUUGCUUUCAGGUGCUCACACUAUUGGAAUCUCUCACUGUACAUCAUUCUCGAGUAGACUCUACAAUUUCACUGGCGUGGGAGAUCAAGACCCGGCUUUGGACAGUGAAUAUGCAACAAAUCUCAAGGCCAACAAGUGCAAAUCUCUAAACGAUAGCACUAAGGUUGAGAUGGACCCUGGAAGCCGCAAGACAUUUGAUCUUAGCUACUACAGCCAUGUACUCAAGAGGAGAGGACUGUUCGAAUCUGACUCUGCUUUGACCACAAACAACUUCACAAAGUCUUAUAUGCAGAAACUUCUUCAAGGUUCAGAGAGUUUCUUUUCUGAGUUCGCUAAGUCCAUGGAGAAAAUGGGACGAGUUAAUGUGAAGACUGGUUCAAAUGGUGAGAUCAGGAAGAACUGUGCUGUGGUCAAUUAGAAUAUCUUUGUUUAUUGUGUAUCAUUAUUCCACCAAGUGUUUUUAUAAUUCCCUUCCAUGUGGUAAAUUAUCAUUUUUUUUUUCUUUUACUCUUUUCUUCUUUGAGAUUUGGUAAUAAUUGUUCAGAGCCUGUUAUAGUACUUGUUGAGAUCGUCAGAAUUUUAGCAGAAGUGGUUACUUGACCACUAAAUUGUUAAGUGAUAUUCAGACUCUGUAGAUCGUUGUGCUAAUAAAUUAAAUCAGUGAGUUUUGUUUAUA
Messenger RNA from Humulus lupulus (European hop), 1486 nucleotides. RefSeq names its product peroxidase 3-like. Bases 251 to 1228 code for a protein of 325 amino acids. The record is from RefSeq and is a predicted model, not a curated record. The transcript has 4 exons. Gene Ontology annotation, biological process: response to oxidative stress; hydrogen peroxide catabolic process. Gene Ontology annotation, cellular component: plant-type cell wall; plasmodesma. NCBI's taxonomy places the organism in Eukaryota, Viridiplantae, Streptophyta, Magnoliopsida, Rosales, Cannabaceae. Gene Ontology annotation, molecular function: peroxidase activity; heme binding.